Messenger RNA from Drosophila willistoni, 3783 nucleotides. RefSeq lists its product as uncharacterized. The record is from RefSeq and is a predicted model, not a curated record. The coding region runs from base 1 to 3783 and encodes 1260 amino acids. NCBI's taxonomy places the organism in Eukaryota, Metazoa, Arthropoda, Insecta, Diptera, Drosophilidae. The transcript has a single exon. Gene Ontology annotation, molecular function: nucleic acid binding.
AUGGGUGAUACUCGUGUCAGAAAGGGCACCACCAUGACAACCAGACAUUCCCCAAUCCGGAGGAGUCCCCGGCUGAAUGCACUCGAGGCGCUACAAGAACCAGAUGCCGCAAUCGACUUGCCCGUAGACACCGGAGAGAAUGCAACUGAUGAGGCGCCCACCGCAAAUAUGAAUAUUGAGUCCAGCAUAGUGGCUGGAAUACCCGAAGCUGUCGGCGCUGAUGAGCAUCAGGAGACCGUGUGCAGCGCACAACCUAGCGGAUUCCAAGAAGCAAGACUGCGUGCGAGAAUUGCCGAGUUGGAAAGGCAAUUGCAAAUGGUAACAAGGCCGGCGACACGUGCGGAGGGUCCGCCAUCUUUAAUUACAGAUACAAUGCCAGCAACGCAUAGGUUAGAAUCAGAUCGUCCGAUUAAUGGACUACAGCCACCACUAAUAAACACUCGCCCUGAGCUGCCAUCGACAAUUGGAACAAUGCCCCUGAUCUCACCAAACACGGUUGGUGGAUGGAUGACUAGAAAAAUCACGGAACUGCCAGAGUUUUCGGGACUACCAGAAGAUUGGACAAUAUUCUACUGCGCGUUUACUGAAACAAAUAGUGUAUAUGGAUGCACGGACUUGGAGAAUAAUCAGCGUCUGGUUAAAGCUCUUAAGGGCGAUGCCCGUGAAACUGUUAAAUCUCUGCUUAUCCAUCCCAGAAAUGUGAACGCAGUCAUAAAUCAACUAAGAUUCUGUUAUGGGCGUCCGGAGCAGCUCGUACGCAGUCAGCUUCAAAGCGUGCGUGAUGUUCAACCGAUACAAGAGCACAAUUUAGCAAAGAUUAUUCCAUUCGCUACGCGCGUGAGUAACCUGGCUGCGUUUUUACAAUCUAUCAACGAGAGCCGGCACCUGGCUAAUCCAACCCUGUUAGAUGAACUAACCUCGAAAUUGCCGCUGGACAAGAGAGUGGACUGGGCUAGACGCGCCGCAUCUAUAAAGCCCUACCCGACUGUCAUCGACUUUAGCGUCUGGUUAGAAGAACUAGCUAGCGUAAUAUGCACUAUUGUGGACUCCGACCCCAGGGAAGGCAAACGACGAAUACUGUACACGAAGUUUGAAGAGGAGACGCGCGUCGAGCAACAUGGCCAACCCUGUCCAAACUGUUACGGGUCACACGAUAUAACCGAAUGUGCGGAGUUUCGUCUUGCUUCACCGACUGCGAGAUGGAGACUUGUCAAGAAGUACCGUCUAUGUUUCUUGUGCUUGAGUCCCGGGCACGUAGUUCGAAAGUGUACCACCAAGUCCAGAUGCCAUAUAGGUGAAUGCGGGCGAGCCCACCAUAACCUCCUACAUGAUUUCGAGUCUAAUUACAGGCAGGCUUCAAUGUCAAAGGCUGGACAUGGAAGCCCCACGAGGCCUCAACCAGUACCCAACAAUGGCAAGCAGCCCUCACCGGAACCAAGAAGCCAACAGCCAACUCAACAGAUGAACUUAAGUUGUGUUGACACUAAGACAACGCAACUAUUGUUUCGGAUCCUGCCAGUGACGCUUUAUGGGUCGAACCGUCGAGUAGAGACGUACGCACUGCUUGACGAAGCAUCAUCGGUAACCAUGAUCGAUGAAGUGCUACUCAAGGAUUUGGGCCUGAAUGGAGAACGCAGUCAACUUGCAGUUAAAUGGUUCAAAAAUAUGACAACCCAAGAGCCAACAAAGAGGAUAAACUUACACAUUAGUGGACAUGAUAAAAACAAGAAGUACGAAUUGAAGAAUGUGCAUGCAGUGGAUGGGUUAGAUCUGCCGAUGCAGACCUUGAAUCAGGACUACCUCCAAGUAAUCAAUCCGCAAUCACGUUUCCCUGUUGAGGCAUAUACUAACGCCGUGCCUAGGAUCCUAAUAGGCCUGGAUCACAAGUACCUUGUCGUGCCAUCCAGCACCUGGGAAACCUCCAAUAAGGGACCGUACGUGGCCGUUACUAGGUUAGGAUGGGAUGUUUCUGGGACGUUCCACAAGCAUCAACAUACAUCUGCGCCAAAGCCAUGCCUAUUUGCAGCAACGGACACCGAUGAAGUUCAUAAGAUGGUCAGCGAAUACUUUGAACUGGAGAACCUGGGGGUGAAGCCAACUCCACCAGCCCCUUCAGAUGACGACAUACGGGCACAAAGUAUUUUGAACGAGACGACGGUAGAAUUACUCGGGCGGUACCAGACGGGAUUAAUCUGGAAACGCGACAACGUAAAUCUACCUUCCAGUUAUAAAAUGGCGUUAAAUAGGUUGGAAACUGUUGAAAGAAAAAUGGAAAGAGAUAAACAGUUUGCCCAAGAGUAUAAAGGAAUGAUAAACGAUUACAUAAGUAAAGGAUACGCUCGACGUGUAGAGCGAGAAGAAGACACUGCAGUCGGCAGCGGCAAAAUAUGGUAUUUGCCGCAUUUCGCAGUGACGAACCCGAAUAAGCCAGGGAAAAUUCGGCUAGUCUUUGACGCGGCUGCCAAAGUGGGCAACGUGUCACUGAAUUCAGAGCUAUUAAAGGGACCACAGCACUAUAGGCCGCUUCUUUCUGUUCUAUUCCAUUUCAGAGAAGGAGCUGUUGCGGUCAUCGGAGACAUCAAAGAAAUGUUCCACCAGAUCUAUGUACAGCCCCAGGACCGACGUUCUCAACGGUUCCUGUGGCGGGAUGGAGAUAGACAACGAGAAGCUGAUGUGUACGAGAUGCAGGUGAUGACCUUUGGAGCUGCCUGUUCCCCAAGUGCCGCACAUCAUGUCAUGACGCUAAAUGCGAUGCGUCACCAACAAGUAGACCCACGAGCGGUCAAAGCUAUUACAGACUAUCAUUAUGUGGACGAUUAUGUGGACAGUUUCGCCACUGAGGACGAAGCUAUAUCAGUCUCUGCCAGGGUCAGAGACAUACACAAGACUGGAGGAUUUGAGCUACGCCGAUUUCAAUCCAACUCACCUAAGGUUGUGGAGUCCUUGGGUCAAGAAGGAACCACCAACCCAGUUGGGUGGGCUGAAGCAGAGGAGAAAAUUCUUGGAUUGUAUUGGCAGCCAGCGACCGAUGAAUUUAGGUUUAACGUGAAGUACCAGAGGAUCAAGGACGAUGUGCCUACCGAGAGGCAAUUCCUCAGUCUAAUCAUGUCAACGUUCGACCCGAUGGGGUUCCUGAGUUGUUUCACCAUUACCGGCAAGUUAUUAUUACGCGAGAUUUGGAGAAGGAAUGUUUUAUGGGAUGAACCGUUGCCAAAAGAACUCAACAGCGCCUUCCAGAAAUGGCGCCAUCAGCUAGAAGGAGUGGGUCUGUUCCGAUGCCCGCGUUACUACUUUGGAUCAGAAAUAGUGAAGUCAAUACAAUUACAUGUCUUCACUGACGCCAGUGAGUCGGCGUACGCGGCUGUGGCCUACUGGAGGGCCACCUACCAAAAUGGGGAUGUACAAGUGAGUUUCGUUUGUGGUAAAACGAAAUGCGCUCCGAUGAGAACCAUGUCAGUUCCACGACUGGAGCUGCAGGCAGCGGUGCUCGGUACACGCUUGAUGAACGCUGUGAAGAGUGGACACUGCAUGGAGACGGAAGAUGCCAUUUUAUGGACAGAUGCCAAAAUGGUGCUGCGUUGGAUAUGCAGCACUCAUAGACGUUAUAAGCAGUUCGUCGGUAACAGAGUCACAGAAAUCUUAGAAUCCACAGAUGCUUCCCAGUGGAGAUGGGUCCCUACCGCGGACAACGUGGCGGAUGAAGCGACGAGGCCACAAGGGCAAGUUGACUUUAGCCAGAAAUCGCGAUGGAUGUGCGGGCCUAAAUUCCUACAGCAGCCGUAA